Molecule: messenger RNA, 1298 nt
Organism: Saccostrea cuccullata (small rock oyster)
Lineage: Eukaryota; Metazoa; Mollusca; Bivalvia; Ostreida; Ostreidae
Product: prostaglandin reductase 1-like
Exons: 9
Coding region: 95-1087 (330 amino acids)
Biological process (GO): prostaglandin metabolic process
Cellular component (GO): cytoplasm
Molecular function (GO): 2-alkenal reductase [NAD(P)H] activity; 15-oxoprostaglandin 13-reductase [NAD(P)+] activity
Source: RefSeq, a predicted model, not a curated record
AGCAGAACGAUAUAACACGAUACAUUAGGUAUUCCACCAGAGGAACGAUCGCAUUAGACUGUCUACCUGAGGAACGUACACAUUGACAGUAAAGAUGGUUAUUUGUAAAAAAUGGACAUUGGCCAAAAAGUUCCAUGGAAAACCUACCCCUGCCGAUUUUAAACUGGUGGAUGAGGAGAUAUCGGAAAAUAUUAAUGAUGGAGAGGUACUCUGUGAGGCAGUAUGUCUGACCGUGGAUCCAUACAUGAGAACGGCAGAAGCUAUGAAUGGUGUUGGAAACACGAUGUUUGGUGAACAAAUUGCAAAGGUUACAGUCAGUAAGAAUCCUAAGUAUCCCGUUGGGACAAUUGUUCGAUUGAUGUCUGGUUGGCGCUCACACACCUUGGUAAAAGACGCUGAGAAAGAGAUCCGACGAUCUGCCGAGAUGAGUGAUCUCCCUUUAUCUCUUAUGUUGGGAGUCAUGGGAAUGCCGGGGAUGACAGCUUAUUUUGGCUUCCUGGAAAUAUGUCAACCAAAAGCAGGAGAAACCGUCUUGGUCAGCGGCGCUGCAGGGGCAGUCGGAAGUUUAGUGGGACAAAUCGCUAAAAUUAAGGGAUGCAAAGUGAUUGGAUUUGCAGGAAAUGACGAAAAAUGUGAAUGGCUGAAGAAAGACCUGGGUUUUGAUUAUGUUUACAACUAUAAAAAAGUUGAUAUAGAUACGGCUCUCAACGAGGCAGCCCCAGAAAAUAGCAUAGAUUGUUACUUUGAUAACGUAGGUGGGAUGUUCACUGUUAAAGCUCUAAAUCACAUGAAGACGUUUGGGCGAGUUUCAAUCUGUGGCUCAAUAGCUAAUUAUAAUAGUACUGAAGUUCCAACAGGGCCAUUACCAUUCAUUAACAUCUUAAAAUCUCAGUUGAGAGUGGAAGGAUUCAUAGUAAUGCGCUGGUAUCAAAGAUGGCAGGAAGGUGAAAAAGCAAUGUUGCAGUGGAUAAAAGAGGGAAAAAUAAAAUAUAAGGAACACAUUACCAAAGGAUUCGAAAAAAUGCCGGAAGCCUUUAUGGGUUUAUUCGAAGGAAGCAAUUUCGGGAAAGCUAUUGUCAAAGUUUGAAUACAUUUUGAACGCAUUUUAAAACCCAGUUAAAGAAAAUUACAUUCCUGAAAAUUGGAUGGAGCUCGUUAGGACUCGAUAUAUCGGCGAUUUACAGUUUUAGAAGUUAUAUUUCAGCUUAUUUCAUUAGAUAAAAAAUGUUUACAACACAAUGAAUAAUAAACAAUGAGCUUGAAAGAUUUAGAUUGAAAAAAAAUCAAUUGAUCUAGAA